GUUCUUUCCCUCGUUCAUCCGUUCGUUAUACACGUUGCGUCUUUUUAAGUAUAUAUUUUUCUCCUUUAUUUAAUAUCAACAUGCAGUUAAAUCAUUUCUUAACCGGUAUCUUUCUACUGAGUUCCGCUUUACAUAUAACUGCUCUUCCUAUUCAGUAAGAUUUCUCCGUCUUCUCCAAUUCCUCAUUACGUCAACUAACAGAUGAGUAGAAAUAUCGAGAAUGCAGGGCUCGCGGAACCUCACCAUCCCCUUGGAGCCCGCGGCUGGGGCAAGAAGGGGUUCUUAGAUGGGUCUGAACGUGCCACGAUUCAGUCAGCAAAGUUGAUCACCCGAAAGAUGUCCAAGAUCCAUGUCCAGGAGCAGCGAAAGAAAUACGGACGUCCGUCUGUUUCAACAAUGCCAUCGGGGCCCAAGGCUCCGUCGAGCCCGAAGCUCGGUCGUCGCUUUCGUCUCGAGAUACUGGAAAAGGGGAUUAUGGCAGACUCCAAGGAGGUGAAAGCGAAGUCGAUGGCCAAGGCUCGUCUGGAGCGUAAGGCUAAGGCAGCAGAGAAGAAAUUCAGAAAACAUGUGAAGGCGAACGGACUCGAGUUCAUGUUCCCGCAAGUAUACAAGUCGGGGUCCAAGGCUCCGUCGAGCCCGAAGAUCGGUCGUCGCUCUCGUCUCGAGACAGGGCAAAAGGGAAUUAUGGCAAGCUUCAAGGAGAUGAAAGCGAAGUAUGCCAAGGCUCGUCUGGAGCGUAAGGCUAAGGCUGCAGAGGCUCGUCGGGAGCGUAAGGCUAAGGCAGCAGAGAAGAAAUUCAGAAAACAUAUGAAGGCGAACGGACUCGAGUUCAUGUUCCCGCAAGUAUACAAGUCGGGGUCCAAGGCUCCGUCGAGCCCGAAGAUCGGUNUUCAGAAAACAUAUGAAGGCGAACGGACUCGAGUUCAUGUUCCCGCAAGUAUACAAGUCGGGGUCCAAGGCUCCGUCGAGCCCGAAGAUCGGUCGUCGCUCUCGUCUCGAGACAGGGCAAAAGGGAAUUAUGGCAAGCUUCAAGGAGAUGAAAGCGAAGUAUGCCAAGGCUCGUCUGGAGCGUAA
Molecule: messenger RNA, 1074 nt
Organism: Hymenoscyphus albidus
Lineage: Eukaryota; Fungi; Ascomycota; Leotiomycetes; Helotiales; Helotiaceae
Source: the annotation of a GenBank genome assembly